Penicillium digitatum Pd1 is the source of this 177-nucleotide messenger RNA. The record is from RefSeq and is a predicted model, not a curated record. Lineage: Eukaryota; Fungi; Ascomycota; Eurotiomycetes; Eurotiales; Aspergillaceae.
AUGGUUGCAAGUCCCAGAAACGGAAAUCUUGGGAGUUUGCACUGUUUGGAGGCCCCACCGCUUAGCGCCGUUUGGCGACUUUUCUUCAAUUUUUUGCUCUUCCCCUUCCUCUCUCUUUUCCACACACAUCCUCUAAUCGGGAAAACUCCAUUCAAUGUCAAUGGAGUUGACUUUUGA